Molecule: messenger RNA, 935 nt
Organism: Bufo bufo (common toad)
Lineage: Eukaryota; Metazoa; Chordata; Amphibia; Anura; Bufonidae
Gene: ENKUR
Product: enkurin, TRPC channel interacting protein
Exons: 5
Coding region: 73-867 (264 amino acids)
Cellular component (GO): acrosomal vesicle
Molecular function (GO): calmodulin binding
Source: RefSeq, a predicted model, not a curated record
UGCUGUGCACUGAGCCCAGGGGAGCCGCAGACACCGCACACUGCACCAGGAGCAGCAAUCACUGUACUGAAGAUGAAGAGCUCCAAUCCUGCGGAAAAUAUCUACAACCUCAUCCCCACAGAGGAGGUCAAGAUACCCAAACCCCCCAGGUAUACUUCAACAUUCAGGGAUUCUGUGAAGCUUGAAGAAAACAAAAAUAAAGCAGCCCACAAAACCAUGGGUCCAGCCAAAGUAGAGGUGCCCUCCCCUAAAGAAUUUCUACACAAGCACACAAAGGAGACCACCCUGACAGAAAAGAACGCAUUAUAUGAUUCCACAGGUAGACCGCCCCGGUGCUUGGCAGAAGAGAAGCGCCCGCCGGUACCACAAAGAACAGAGCAGCCAAUCAUGGGAGUGCAAACAAACAAAAGCUUCAUCACCACCAACGUAGCUGAAGCGGUUAUGGCCGUGCCCAAGAAACCACAGCCCAUCUAUGUGGACACCAAAAAGGGGGAUAAACAUCUUCUGGAAACCUCUGGACUUGUUCCCAAAUACUUAAAGAAGAAGGAUUAUGGCUCUACUCCUGAGUAUUUAGCAAAGAGGAAUGAGGAAGUCCGGAGGGCUCAGGAGGAAUAUGAUGCCUAUGUGAAGGAACGACUGCGGAUGGGAGCCAUGAAGCAACUCUCUGAAGAAGAGCGACAGUGCGUGCUCGAGGGAAUCAAGAAAAACUGGGAUCAGAUCCACCACGAAUAUCAGAGCCUGUCAGUAGUGAUUGAUACACCCCUGAAAAAAGCGCACAAAGAGAGGAUGGAAGCAGAAAUGAGACAGUUGGAGAAAGAUAUGGAUACGAUUGAAAGGCACACGAUCAUCUACAUCGCUAAUAACUAAAUGUCCCCUAGACGUAGUGUGCAUAGUAAAUAUAGGGGAGAAGAUAAUAAAUUAUACUUUUCGAUGUG